Durusdinium trenchii is the source of this 1608-nucleotide messenger RNA. The record is from the annotation of a GenBank genome assembly. NCBI's taxonomy places the organism in Eukaryota, Dinophyceae, Suessiales, Symbiodiniaceae.
AUGGCUGGUCUUUACCCAUGGCUCGUGCUCGCUGCAGCCAUGCUAGGCUUGCUAUUGCUGAGUUAUAUUAUCUAUCACCACUUUGUGGACCCGGAAAAGUCCUACUUUUUGGCGAUGGUCACAGUGAUCCUCUCACUGACGGUGGGGAUUUUGUGCACUUUGAUCAUCCCAGUUGACAUCUACGUGAUCUCAGAAGGUGACAUUACUUCUGAGUCUUUGCAUGUCACCAUUUCGCAGGACCAUGUCCGGGAUGCCUACUUGGUUCUGUUCUCAUCACUUCUGUUUAUUGCGUUUUUCUUGGUACCCUAUGCCUACUUUUAUGGUGAGGACAAAAGACCUUCCAUCCAUGACGACCUUGAGAAGUCGCAGUGUUGGAAUGCACUGCGAUCCACCGGCUUUUUCGUGGGCUUCGUCGUGGUGCUGCUCAUCAUCAGCUUAAACUUCAGACCGGGUCACAAAGAAAGCCUGGAUCGUGCCCUACAAAGUGAGGAAAGCGCGGUAAGGUGGCUCAAUGAUUUGCUGGAUGUGCAGCACCGAGGUCUGAAUGCCAUCUCCUUUGCCAUUGCCUGCCUGACCCUUGCUGGCGUCCUUGGGUGGGCCAUGUAUACAGCCUACGGCCUUGCUGCUAUGCCUUUUGACUGGCUCAGGGGCAAGCAGACGCCUUCAGAGCAGCGGCAAGACGUGGAGACAUCCAUCGCCGGCAUCCGCGACCGAUACCGGUCCAUCCAGUCUCGCUACUCUGCUCGAGAAGAUGGUUCCCUGGACCUCUCCAGGAUGAAGGCGGCAGAUCGGAGGGAGCUGAGCCGUUUGCAACGGGAGCACAAGAAUCUCAUGCAGCACAACUACAGGCUGCAAGAGGUUGAACAACGCGCUGGUGCUUGCAUCCCACAGCUCCUGCGAUGCCUGAUCCCAUUCCGGCUGCUUAUAGGUGUGGUAAUGAUGUCCCUCAGCCUCUUAGUGGUGUUUUCAUUGCUCUUGACCCUUGUGGAUCGAUGGCUGCAUUCUCCCUGUGGCUGGAGCUGUGGCUACACACUUCAGGAGCGUCGCAUUUAUAACCCUGCAGAUGAGGUCUAUUUGCGGCUCUCCAGAGUGUUUCCUGUGGAUUUUGUUUUUCUCAGCCUCAUUGUCUUGUACAUCUUUGCUGCAACCCUAUUUGGCAUCAUUGCUUUGGACAUCCGACUGCUUUGUAUCAGCGUCUACACAUUGCGUGCCCGCAAAUCGGCGCCUCAGGCUUUGCUGGUGAUGUGCAAUACCAUGGCCUACAUUCUACUGGCUCUCUGUGUGGCGCUCUUGACCAUCGCGCCCGACUACACAGCCUUUGGAUCUCAAAGGCCAAAGAGUGGAUUAGAUGCGACAGCAAGGUGCACAUUGAGGUCCAGUGAAGACCAGAGCCAUUGCCAGGUGUCUGUCAUCGCGACAUUCUUCACCCAAAUUGCCAAAGCCUUAGUGCUCAUCUUUUCCAUUGCCUACUUCUUGGCAAACUGGGCCUUCAUUGUAGUCUUCACCUUCGUCUUCAUGCGAGGCUUGCUCUUCCAGAGGCGGCAGCCCUUUUUGGACACCGCCAUGGACAUUGAAGAGGAGGAAUUGGGUCUUUUGGCUUUCGCCUAG